AUGUUUUCUCAGCUUAGUGCUGAAAAAAAGGCUGAACUGCUACAACUUAGCAUUGUAGCAGGUGCUACUGGGGGUCUUAUUUUGUGCCAGAAGAAACAUCUAAAGUUGACGGGGGCAAAGAAGACAGAUAUACGUUCCCCAUCUCCUUCUCCACUUAUUCCACUUUCCAAUAACCUUCCUGAUCCACCCACCGUUCGUUCACCAUCUCCAGAUGAACUCCCCUCACUCGCUCAACAUUUCUAUGGCAUGCCUCCAGAUCCCUAUCCUUCUUCCAAUCAACCGCAAGCCAAUCAGUCCACCACCGUUCGUUCACCGUCUCUGGAUGAACUCCCCUUGCUCACUCAGCUUCUCUAUGGCAUGCCUCCAGAUCCAUCUCCUCCCAAUCCACCACAACCGAUACCAUCUGCUCCUACUUUAUCCCAAACUUCUCAGAGGCCAACAUGUCAGAGAAAACUCCCUCCGUGUUUCGAGGAUUAUGAUCUCAGCUUCAAAUCAACCUACCUAUCACAAGUAAUCGCCGAAUCUCAGCCUUCCCAGCCUCUUCAUCAUCGCUCUCUGGAUCCGUCCCCCAAGCCAUCUCCAUCCCUGCCUUUGCAGGAACUAGGGACUCCCAUCAAUCGCUGGUGUACACCACAGCAUGGACUGGGUAUAUACCAGAUAUAUCACUUCAGAUUACCUAGUCAGGAUCCUGAUGAAGACCUAACCAUUGACAAUCUUGUUGCGUCAAAUACAUUCGCUGAGCUUGCUGGAGACGCCAGAGAGGGACAUGAAAUGAACUGUUCAACAUUAGAACCACUGCACCCAACUAGUGGGGUUUUAAGGCUUACGUGGCAAGCUAAACAAUAG
Marasmius oreades (fairy-ring Marasmius) is the source of this 846-nucleotide messenger RNA. RefSeq lists its product as uncharacterized. The record is from RefSeq and is a predicted model, not a curated record. The transcript is spliced from 2 exons. The coding region runs from base 1 to 846 and encodes 281 amino acids. NCBI's taxonomy places the organism in Eukaryota, Fungi, Basidiomycota, Agaricomycetes, Agaricales, Marasmiaceae.